AUCGUCAACAACUUCGUCCAUUUUUACUUGAAACUUGAAUGAUUCGAAAGGUUUUUGUAGAUAUUUUUAAUACUUCGGAAUAUUUUCUUGUGAAUUGCUAAAUUGAUUUGAAGAUGAGUCAAAGACCAGCUGUUCUGACGGAGGAAAUUGAAGAGUUAAGAAAAAAAGUUGCUCUGCUGGGAGGUGACACUAAAGCAUAUAAAGAAACAGCACAAUGGAAGAUCAAAACAAACAAAGAAGUCUUGACAAAAAUGAGACAACAGAGCAAAGAAUAUCGAACACAGUUGGCCAAAAGCAAAGCUGGGGAUGAAAAAGUGAUUGAUGAUGCAUUUAAGGAGAGAGAUCCACAGCGACAUUGUGCUAUGAAAGGACUGCCUGGCAGGAUUGCAAUUGAAAAAUUGGAUCAACAGGUUUGUGAGUCAGUGAACAAACUGAAUGCGAUCAGACAUCAACGCAAAAACAAACAAAAGAGGCUGGAGCAGAUGCAGAAACAGGUUGACCAGAUGACAAGAGAGACAGAAGAAAUUCAGAAAACUGACAUUGGAGAAUCACCUGAUGCCCAGACACUGAGGGUGCUUGAGAAUAGAUUGGACAAAAUGAACUUAAAGUGCAAUGAAGCAACAAGAAUAACAACAACAUAUCAACAGAUUAUUGAAUGCUUGAGAGAGGAGCAAUUAAAAUGGCCAAACAUGUUAAAAGAUUUGGAAGAGGCAAUUAAAGCUCAGAAAGAUGAACUUCGUGAGCUGAAAGCUAUGAACAAUGAUGCACAGAUAGCUCGGGAUACAGCUAAAUCUGAACUCACACGCUUGGAGCAGAGUGUCUAUGAGUCAAAACGAGAAAGAGAAGCCGCUUUGGCUGAGUAUAAACGACAAGCUGAAGAGAAGAAAGAACAUGCUGAAAAAGUUGAGAAACGCCUCCAAAGAGGAUCUUUACAACAAGAUGAUCUGUCUGAUCAAAAACCUGUUUUAUCAGGAGAGGAGCAAGAACGAAAGAUCACGACUUAUGAAGGUGCUAUGAUGAAGAUAAAAGACGCGACUGGUGUCUCUGAUAUUCGAGAAGUUGUUCAGCGAUUUCUCUCGCAAGGAGAUACCCAAAAACAUUUGGAACAACUGAAAAACGAUAAUGAAAAAAUGUUGAUUCGUCUUAAAGAAGAGAAGGAAAAGUUGCAGCGUGAAUUUGAGGAUAUGAAAUAUUCAGGCGAAGCUAAGUUAUCCAGCGGUCAAAGAAUGCUGGAGGAAUUCCAGCAACGUCUUCUUGACGAGGAGAGAAAGCUCGAAGACUCCCGUGUUCGCCAAGAACGAACAUCUAAAACAUUGAUCAACGUCAAAGCUGGGGUGGAACAUCUAGCGGAUAAACUACAACAUCUUAAAGCUCCAAAAGGUCAUGUCCCUCAGGCACAACUAUCUCCAACAUCAGAUGAAUACGUGUUAGACCUUUUGGGUCAAUGCGAACAGAAGUUGUUGAAACUAAUGGAUGAUCUUGGAGGAAAAGAUAUUGAAGAUAUUUUAAAGGAAGAUACUGAGUUCCGUGUUACGAUGGAAAGUAAGAUACCUCAAUAUAACACUCGUAUUCAGUUGCCAAAGAGCAAGGAUCUGAGUGGCGCAAAUUAUGAAGAUGAUGAAGAAAGCGGUGAUGACGAAGAUGUUCUUUCAAGACAAGCCAUCAAAAUGCAUGCUCAACAAAUUAUCGAUUCUAAAAACAAGAAACACAAACCACGCAAGAAUAAGCGAAAAACAAAGUGAAAAUGCUAAAAACACACGAAAUAAACGCAAAAUUGUCUACCGUAGAUUUACAUUAUACAGUUAUGGAUUGUACGCGGGUAUAUAAAGUUUGUUUUGUGUUAAUUCUGUCAAUAAAUCUCCGUUGUGAUAUUUCUAUUGUAUGAUUACAAUAUAGUACAACAGUAAACUCCAUGCUGUAGUAGCUAUAUAACACUAUAAGUAAACCUUUUCAAAUUGUGCUCUGUCUGUAAAAAUAUCUUACUUUUCAUUCAUAUCAGAACCUUACACCUAAGAUAAAUUAAUCGAAAAUAUAGAACAAACUAAACUAGGCGCGUAUGUCGAGGUAAAAUAUUUCGGCUGUCAGGGCAAACCGCGUUGAAACUAGGCCAUAAGACGAGCUUUGUUACCAAGAUUUACCGAAUUCUGUUAAGAUGUUUGGGGAGACGUGUAUACGCAAUUUAGAAUUUCAAUUACUGAUUCAAUUCCCCGAAAGCGAUUUGUAAAUCUUAACACUCAAUAAACAUUAAU
Molecule: messenger RNA, 2249 nt
Organism: Dendronephthya gigantea
Lineage: Eukaryota; Metazoa; Cnidaria; Anthozoa; Malacalcyonacea; Nephtheidae
Product: coiled-coil domain-containing protein 151-like
Exons: 15
Coding region: 114-1742 (542 amino acids)
Biological process (GO): cilium movement; outer dynein arm assembly
Cellular component (GO): cilium
Source: RefSeq, a predicted model, not a curated record